AUGUUGAACUUUCUGAUUUUAAUUGCGGCAUACCAAAUUCUUAAUUUAAAUUAUAAAAAUGAAAAGCAUGACAUGGUUGUCCGUAUUUGUUCCAUUUUGAACACCUUCAUGAACAACGACGAAACUGAAGACGACGAAGAGGAAGAUAACGUAUCAGAUAUAGACGAAGAAGACGAAAGACAAAAGGAACAAAAAAGACAACUGGAAGACAAAAAAGAAAACUGA
This is a messenger RNA of Diabrotica balteata, 225 nucleotides long. NCBI's taxonomy places the organism in Eukaryota, Metazoa, Arthropoda, Insecta, Coleoptera, Chrysomelidae. The record is from the annotation of a GenBank genome assembly.